AUGACCGAGCAUUCCUCUCUGUGCCAGAUCGCUCCCGCCGCGCUGCUGCUCUUCAGCUUCUUCGCAUUCUUCUGCGUCGCCAUAUACCGCCUGGCCGGAUGGACUUACGCGAAGUUCCACGCGCUCGAUGAGGAGGCAAACAAGGUGGACACCCAACUCCACUCCCUCCAGGAAGAAGGCCGCGUGUACAUCACGCCCGGUGCGGACUUGGGCGCUCGCAUGGAGGACAUCCGUGCUCGCAUCGAGCGCAUUCGACCUGCCUGUACGGUGAAGUUCCACCCUAUAUGGUUCUUUAUCCCCGUGGGGAGGCCCCUUCACCGGGAGCUCGCUGCACUCUCUGCAGACAUAGCCAAGCUGAAGGCAGACCUCGAGCCAGAGACUCCGGAUGUGUGCGAAAAGCACUCGUCGUAA
Messenger RNA from Trametes versicolor FP-101664 SS1, 411 nucleotides. RefSeq lists its product as uncharacterized. The transcript is spliced from 3 exons. NCBI's taxonomy places the organism in Eukaryota, Fungi, Basidiomycota, Agaricomycetes, Polyporales, Polyporaceae. Bases 1 to 411 code for a protein of 136 amino acids. The record is from RefSeq and is a predicted model, not a curated record.